Astyanax mexicanus (Mexican tetra) is the source of this 3681-nucleotide messenger RNA. RefSeq names its product syncytin-A-like. The record is from RefSeq and is a predicted model, not a curated record. Lineage: Eukaryota; Metazoa; Chordata; Actinopteri; Characiformes; Acestrorhamphidae. The coding region runs from base 1601 to 3235 and encodes 544 amino acids. The transcript is spliced from 2 exons.
CAUUCAGGCUUAAAAAAACGACAAUAUUGUAAGUAAUCCAAAGUAAUCAGAUUACGUUACUCACUUGAAGUAAUGUAACUGAUUACGUUACAAAUUACAUUUUGAGUGAUGUAAUCAGUAAUCUGUAAGGGAUUACAUUUUAAAAGUAACCUUCCCAACACUGAUUGCAAUGUACCUCAGUUUCAGAAUUAAACUCAUACACACAGCCUCCAUACAGACAGGACACACACAGACUCUCUUGCUCAGAUCAACAGGUCAACAACCUUGUUUUUAAAUUCAUUUUACCAAAGAAUCGAUAGAACUGGGAUUAUAACAACCAUAGACACAAUGAAGACCUACCAUGACCAAGAAGAGAAUCCUUUUCUACAGCUGUGUUUACUUAGCUUUCCCUUACAUAGCCUCACACUGUCUCACACUUCCUCACAAUACCUAAUCUAAUCUAUAUUUGGCGCCAUAUAUAAUAUUGGUAUAUUCCUUUACCUUAUGUGAUGGUAAAAUCUCAUUCUCUCCUAAUCUGCUGUGGUGGUGCACCACCUUUGAACACUUGGGAGAUAAGGAUCAUGCAGGAUGAAAAUCGUCACGACAACGACCAUACGACCAUAUUGGUAUACACUACUGAUAGAAUUCUGCCCAUAACAAAUUAUACUUUAACUCUUUCACCCUCUCCUAUUAUACUUUAACUCUUUCACCCUCUCCUAUUCCCCCAAUUGUGGCUCCAUCAUGUCUGCUACAAAACUUAACCAUUCAUCUCUGCAGGGACCCAGAUUGUUAUCUGACCAUUUGUCUCUGCAGGGACCCUCAUCGUCUAUAUGCUAAUUUAUCUGACCAUUUGUCUCUGCAGGGACCCUCAUACCCCCCAUUAAAGUGACCACCCUGCAGUGUUCAAAGCAGGAUUCCAAUGUAUAUAAUUCCCCCUCAAAAUAUCCCUAGUUAGAUUGGUUUUGAUCGACUGUGAGCUGUACCCAUACUCUCUGUGUGUGUCAAUAAACUCAAGUCAACUCUGAAGCCGUCUCCUGACUCCUGAAUCGGACACCUGGUUCCUGAAGGCCGAAUUUCUAACAACUUGGUGCCGUGACCCGGAUGGCAUACUGAAACCUACUUGGACAAUACAUUGACUUCUGGAUGAUUUGAUGCAUCUUCAUGAAAGCUCAUCUUCAAGAGAGUCUGCGUAGCCGAGGAUCUGCAAGGCAUCUGCUCAGCCGAGGAUCUUCAAGAGAUCUGCACAGCCGAGGAUCUUCAGGAAAUCUGCACAGCCGAGGAUCUUCAGGAAAUCUGCACAGCCGAGGAUCUUCAGGAAAUCUGCACAGCCGAGGAUCUUCAGCAAAUCUGCACAGCGGAGGAUCUUCAAGACAUCUGCACAGCCGAGGAUCUUCAAGAGAUCUGCAUAACUGAUAACCUUCAAGAGAGUCUGCACAGCUGAGAAGCUUCAAGACAGUCUGCGCAGCUGAGGAUCUUCAAGAGAUCUGCACAGCCUGAAGAACCUUCAAGAAAAUCUGCAUAGCUGAGGAAUCCAAGAAAAUCUGUGUAGCUUUUUGAAGACAAAGACAAGACCUUGAAGACAACUUCAAGCAACCCACACUGUGAAGUCUACCAGAACACCAUGAAUGCAAUUAUGUGCAUGAUCAUAGCAAUGAUCUAUGGUGUAAAUACAUGGGAUUGCACACGCAUGCCUACUGAAUACUUUCACCAUGCAAAAGCAAAUCACCCAAGCUCCCUGACCUGCACCCUUCAUGAACAAGCUUUGCCUGAAAACACUAUAUGUCUCUGGCACUUCUGUACCAAUGAAGAAUCAGAAACAUUAGGACCAAGUUCACUAAUAGCGAGCUUUAGGGUAAAAGCAGGCUUUGUACUGGUGAACCAACGAACAAAUAACCUAUUUGUUCUAAACCAGAAUGGCACCUUAUUCUUUAACAAGAUAAGGUAUGAAAAUGAAGGCUCGUACAGAUGCAAAUGUGGCGAACAUGUUCGGUAUCAUCAGCUUUAUGUAGAUACUGACAUAAAAAUAAACCAAGGGGGAAACCAAGUUCCAAGCAUUAACCCAAAAGAGAAUGUUUUUUCCCAUCUCUUCUCACUGACAAGGACUCAACUUUUCGGAGAGCAGCCUGUGUGUGUUCCCCAACCUGUCAGCGUAACUGGAGGAAUCUCAUGGACUGCACAUUCAAUCUCCAAAUGUGACACAUGUUCUGUCUUACAAUCACAUAAUAGCAAUCCAGUUAACAUUGUCUCCUGUCACAACGUCACAGUUCCAGUGGUCACUAGCUGCUGUGUCCCUGGUGAAAACACAUGCAACACCACCUCACUUCCAAAAACCAAUGUCACAGAGCUUAUCACACCCAGUCAUUUUCCCUGGUGUAUUGAGAGUACAGGUGAAUCACCUUCUCUAGGUGAAAUUCCCAAACAAGCAUGUGCUGAAAUCUAUGCCUUAGAUGAUGAGGGCACCGCUUACAGACACUCAUCCAGGAUAUCACAAAAACUGCCUUCUCAAAUCACUCUCCAGGGGCCUGUUGAUGAUGAAGACUGCGUAAAAGAAGGUGCUCACUGGCAUAAUCUACUCGCUUUGACUCAGAUAUGUCGUCUACCUGCUCCGGUAGGUACAUACUGGCUCUGUGGAACUACUGCAUGGUCUGAAUUGCCCUCCAGGUUUAAUGGCAGAUGCACACUCGCAUACCUGUAUCCAUCCAUGAGGAGUAAACAAGAGAAGUUACAACUCACAGCUGGCAGUACUGACCAGAGUAAUACCUGCAUUCCUGGUUUAACCUGUCAACAGACUCUGUGGUCUCGCACUCUUGGAGCUCUAAUUCCAUCAUAUGGUGUCAUGCAAUCACUGGAUCAGAUCCGUACCCUCUCAAGACAAAUGGAUCAAUUAAUUAAUGACACUGUUUUCGCCUUAAACAACAUCAGCCUUGCCUUAGCUUCCCACAGAAUGAUGAUUCUGCAGAACCGCAUUGCUCUGGACUAUCUACUAUCCAGCCAUGGUGGAACUUGCUCAGUGGUAGGUCCUGAAUGCUGCACUGAUGUCCUGAAUCCUAAGGAAGACCUCUCAAACAUAAUCACAGACUUACGAAAUUUACAUGACCAAGUAUCCACAAUGAACAAUUCUGAAACUUGGCUAUAUGGACUUCUUGGACCUUUAUGGCAUAACAUUGUAGAGAUAGGCUUGGUUCUACUUUGCACAGUUAUAGCCAUUUUUAUUGUUUGCUUUAGUUUUCGAUUUUUUAUUUUACAUAUGUUUUGAAUUUUGAGUAAUAAUGUAGUUGUGUGAUUCUCCAUUUGGGAGAAUCAAAGGGGGAAUUGAUAGAAUUCUGCCCAUAACAAAUUAUACUUUAACUCUUUCACCCUCUCCUAUUAUACUUUAACUCUUUCACCCUCUCCUAUUCCCCCAAUUGUGGCUCCAUCAUGUCUGCUACAAAACUUGACCAUUCAUCUCUGCAGGGACCCAGAUUGUUAUCUGACCAUUUGUCUCUGCAGGGACCCUCAUCGUCUAUAUGCUAAUUUAUCUGACCAUUUGUCUCUGCAGGGACCCUCAUACCCCCCAUUAAAGUGACCACCCUGCAGUGUUCAAAGCAGGAUUCCAAUGUAUAUAAUGCCCCCUCAAAAUAUCCCUAGUUAGAUUGGUUUUGAUCGACUGUGAGCUGUACCCAUACUCUCUGUGUGUGUCAAUAAACUCAAGUCAACUCUGAA